Molecule: messenger RNA, 959 nt
Organism: Xyrauchen texanus (razorback sucker)
Lineage: Eukaryota; Metazoa; Chordata; Actinopteri; Cypriniformes; Catostomidae
Product: CD209 antigen-like protein E
Exons: 7
Coding region: 1-642 (213 amino acids)
Source: RefSeq, a predicted model, not a curated record
AUGGACCUGAUCUACGAAAAUUCCAGAUACAUAAAUUCGACCAGAACUGCUUCAGGCAUCUGUGUUCUGGGGAUGCGUCUAUCUCAUGCUAAACAUUCCAGCAUAUCAGUGUCUGAUCAGUCCCACAAUGACACAGAUUAUAAAGGACAGUUUGAGGAACUCCGCGUCCAAUAUGAGGAAACACUUGGAAAGUUGAACAGAUUAAAUCAGAGCACAGGCUGUGCACUUUGUGCUGUCCACUGGAUUCAUUCUGGAGGAAAGUGUUACUACUUUUCUACAGUCAAGAUGAACUGGACGCAGAGUCGAGAUUAUUGUGUGACUCUAGGAGGACAUCUAGUUAUAAUAAACAGCAAAGAAGUGCAGGAUUUUCUUGUGUCUGAAGUUAAAGAGACUCACUGGAUUGGUCUUAAUGAUCUGGAAACUGAGGGACACUGGGUCUGGGUGAAUAACCAGCCACUCAGUGAUUCAACAGAGUUCUGGUACAGGCAUUCUUCUGGGUCAAAUGAACCGGAUAACUGGAGCGAAAUUAAUCCUUUAGGAGAGAACUGUGCUUGUUUGGGAGAUUACAUUUUAGACUCUUGGCUUGAUGCCUCUUGCGAAUACAAGAAAAAGUACAUCUGUGAACAGAAAUAUUCAUUUUAAUGUUCAACUAAAAGAGGAUCACUGUUAUUACACACAGUUAUAAAAGUUAUCAGCUGUCUGAUUAAAGUUGUUUUCAUAUGAUCUUUCAAUGAGAAUUUUCUCUAGAUAAAAUUACUGGGUCACACCCCUUGUUAGCCCUUGACUGUGUAUUGUUUUGUGUGUAUUGAGAGAGAGAUCGUUAGCGGACAUGUCCGUCAUGUGUGUUUGUGUUUUCUUUUAAGUUUACCAUUAAACUAUGAUUUAUAUCGUCAAGCCAGUUCUCGCCUCCUCCUUUCCCAUCCUUUAACUGGCUUUACAGUAAUAUUUCAUGUUAUUAU